AUGGCCCGGAAUAACCGCAGAGGUGGCAACUCUCAAGGACGCGGCAAAGGAAGAGGCAGAGGCCAGCAACCAGAUGGCCGCCAUCCGCACGGCCACCCUACUCCAGGUGUCGUUCGGCGACAGAAGGAGAAGCCAUCCCGAGGCGGAGGCCGAGGUAACAAAGGUGGAGCCCGGAGGCGGAACAACGGGCGAACGAAUGCGGGUCCUUUGCCGGCCUCUGUUCAGACGGAAGUCAGAGAAGAUGGAAUGUUUCGGCAUUCCGAAGUUGAAAAAGCGCAUGGCGACGCCGUGAUGUCCAUCGUCAUGGCAGCAGACUGCAUCUACACAGCCUCCCGCGACAAAACCUUGAAGAGGUGGAAGGUCAACAAGGCAACGUCUGGUAAGUUCGAGCUCGCUGCAGAACUGGAAGUGCCACUUGGAGACGUUUGCUGGUGCCUCAUUAGCGCCGGAGACUGGUUGUUCUGUGGGCUUGGAGAUGGGACCAUCAAGGGCUUCAUGAAGACGGGCGCGGAGACGGUACUGAGGGGCCACACAAAGCGUGUUGGCUGUCUCAUGACGCACGAGCAUGUGCUCCUUUCAGGGGCCUCUGAUGGCUCAGUCAGAUGCUGGCAAAUGAACGUGCACACGCAGACGUUUGAAUGCACGCAUGCCAUCGACGAGGGCAUCUCCGGGGCCGUGACGUCGCUCUCGGUACUUGGCGAAGGGCUCUGGGUCGGGGGCACCUCGGGAGUGGCACUGGUCGAGUUGGCCACGUUAAAAGUCGUCAAGCACCUGGAGCCACGGAAGUUUGUUUCAGGACUCCUGCAGUUCGAAGGCCACAUGAUUGUCGUGUAUGCCGAUGGCAGCAUGUGCAUCUUCGAUGGCCUGGGCGCUAUGAAGCACAAGCAGCCAGCACUGCCUGCUGGACCUGUGCUCUGCAUAGCCGGCUUGGAGUCGGGUCCAAGAGUUCUGUGUGGCCAUGCAAAAGGCCAAGUCAGCUCCAUAACCCUGCCCAACUUCAUCCUCAAGAAGUAUUGGCACGCCUUGGAAAGGUGCAAGGUUCAAACUCUCUGUUGCGCCGGCCACGAUGGCAUCUACGUCCUCGGAGCUGAGAAUGGCACACUUCAGCUGUGGCAGCGUGAUGGAUCAGUCGAUGCCCUUUGA
Molecule: messenger RNA, 1143 nt
Organism: Symbiodinium natans
Lineage: Eukaryota; Dinophyceae; Suessiales; Symbiodiniaceae
Source: the annotation of a GenBank genome assembly